This is a messenger RNA of Tetrapisispora phaffii CBS 4417, 3876 nucleotides long. RefSeq lists its product as uncharacterized. Gene Ontology annotation, cellular component: nucleus; cytoplasm. The record is from RefSeq and is a predicted model, not a curated record. Gene Ontology annotation, molecular function: mRNA binding. Gene Ontology annotation, biological process: regulation of gene expression. The transcript has a single exon. NCBI's taxonomy places the organism in Eukaryota, Fungi, Ascomycota, Saccharomycetes, Saccharomycetales, Saccharomycetaceae. The coding region runs from base 1 to 3876 and encodes 1291 amino acids.
AUGGCUGGCUAUCCAAAAUUGAAUGCCAACACAGCUUCUGAAUUCAUUGGCGAAGCUUCUCCAGCUCUGUCAUUAAACUCAGGAACCCCUACCCGUGCUUCAAUCUCAAUUGAUACCACUGAAGUUUCGGCCACUUCUUCAAUCUUCAAUCCUGAGAAUGAAGAUGACAUCGAGGACUUCAGUGAAGAAGAGAUCAUUGAAGAAGUCAUUCCAGUUGAAGAAAUUCCGGUUGAGGAAGCUCCUGUUGAGGACGCUCCUGUUGAGGACGCUCCUGUCGAGGAAGCUCCAGUUGAAGAAGCUCCAGUUGAAGAAGCUCCUGAAGAACAAGUCUCUCCUUCUGAAAUCAUUGUUGAUCAAAAGGAUGCUGUAAUUCAAGCACCAAAGAAGGUUUCAAUCAAGGACUUACCAACCCUAGCUUCUAAUGUUGAUAUUCCAGUUUUCUCAACUGGUUGGGGUUCAAAUGUCAAACCAAAACAAAUCGAUACUAAAGCAAUGAAAUCACUAAGUGGUUCUUUCCCAUCUGCAGCAGCGGUUGAGGCUAAGCCAAUGCGUUCAAAGCACAUUCAAGAAUCAUUUAAAAUCAACGGUGACACUUCAUCUAAGUCUAAUAAAGUUAAUUACACUGAAAUUGCUUCCUCGGUUAAAAAACAAUUCAAGGUUUCUAUCGAGUCAACAACCUCUGCUACUGGUCGUCUUAUUAUUGUCUCAGGUAAUAGCGAUGAUGUCAUCAAUGCCAAAAGAAUAUUAUUAAAGAGAUUAGAAAAACCUGUCAAUGUCGAAUUACAAGUUCCAACAUCCUGUAAACCUGCUAUUAUUGGUUUAGGUGGUAGAAACAUCCGUGAAUUGAUUUCAAAGUACCAAAUUAGAAUUCAUAUUGAAGACAAACCGAUUCAAGAUUCAUUUGAUGAAAAUUUAAACGAUACUUUGACGAACAUUGAGUUAUAUGGUGACUCUGCCUCGGUUGACUUAGUCAAAAAGAACAUUAAUACUACUGUUAAGGAGGAAACUAAAAAUGCUACUUUCAGAGUUCCAGUAGAAAACAAAUCACUGAUUGCUUAUAUUAACAUUAAAGAUGUAAACGAUGCUAAAACACAUUCAUCUAUUAAAGUUCAAUUUAACGAAAAGAAUGAAGAAUUUACUAUCAGUGGUUCGCGUGAGGAAGCAAAGGAAGUUAUGAAUGAAGUUAAAAGUUAUUUAUCUAACUUAUCCGCUUCUAUCGAAGAAGAAAAUAUUAAAAUUCCUUACAAGUUCCAAGUCUUAAUUGAUGCAUAUGAAAUUAGAAAGACCUUUAACGUUACAGUUGAAUUUCCAAAAACUCAAGAAGAGGAAACUGUGAGAUUUGUUGGUCCAAAGGAUAAAGUCAGCGAAGCAAUUAACUUUGCUAGAACUACUUCAAAGGACUACUUAAUUGAGGUUCUUGAUAUCUCAAGAUCACAUAGUAACAAUCUGGAACAUGCAAAGAGACUGGUCUUAUUAUUUGAAAAGUAUAACUCAUUAAAAAAGAUUGCUGCUGAAUAUGAGGGUGUUAAAUUCUAUCUUCCAUCUUUCCAAAAGUUUGAAAAUUCUAAAUCAGUUGAGAUAAUUAUCACAUCCUUAAAAGAUAGUUCAAAACUAUUGAAAUUUGCUCGUAAGGAAAUAAUUAAUUUGGUAGAUGGUAUUUCACCAGCAGACCUUUUGAUUAUUGACGAUAUUGAAUAUGAAUUAUUCCACAGAGAAACUUCAACCAUUCUUGAAGCCAACACUGACAUAGUUAAAUUUAUUCAAUUAGGUGAUGUAGCAACCGGUAACAAUGAAAUCGUUUUAGCAGCCUAUAAUGAAUCAAAUGAUUUUAAACCAGCUGCUGAUGAAAUUAAAUCUAUUUUGGAAAAAUCCAAUAAAUCCUUGGACAAGAUCCGUGAAUCUCAACAUUCGUUAGCUAGCGAAACUUUGAUGAUGGAGAGUAACCUUCAAGAUGAAUUAUUGAACUCUAAUUCUAAGCCAUAUUUACUUAUUGAUGAAGAAAUCGAAAAACAUAAUGGUAGCAUUCAAAUUAAACUUCAUACUCCUGAUUCCGAUUCAGUCCUUAUUAGAGGGCAUGAAAAAUCUAUUAAAUUAGCAAAGAAGUCCCUAAGCAUGAUUAUAGAGAAUCCCGAGAGAAAGCAUAAUGAAGUUAUCGAUGUUCCCGCUGAUGUAUUAUCAAGAUUUAUUGGUGUUAAAGGCGCUAAUAUCCAAGCUAUUCGUUCAAAGUAUGACAUUACCACUCAAUUUGCUGAUGCUGAUACGAAACCACAAUCCAAAGAACCUAUGAAGGUUACAUUGAUUGGUAUCCAAUACAACGUUAAGCGUGCCGUUGAAUUUAUAAAUACUGAAAUUAAGAGAUGGUCUGACAUCAUUACUAAAGAAUUUAUUGCUCCAUUACAAUAUCAUGCUGCAUUAAUUGGUCGUAGAGGUGCUAAUUUAAAUCAUCUACAAAAUAAAUAUAGUGUGAACAUUAACUUUCCAAGGGAAAACACAGUUGUUACUAUCAGAGGUCCAUCUCGUCUUGUCAAUCAAGCAUACGAUGAAUUGCACGAUUUAUUGGAAUUCGAAAUGAAAAAUAGUAAUAAGGUUGUCGUUAAGGUGCCAGUUGCGCAAAUUUCCAGAGUUAUUGGUAAGAGCGGUCAAAUGAUUAACGAUUUGAGAGCUGCUUAUGGUGUCGAAAUGGACUUCAUUGAAGAAACUAAUGACUUGGCUAGUUUAAAAACAGACCAAGUUCAAUUAGAAAUUGUUGGUACCAAAGAGGCCAUUAAGGAAGCUUCCGAGAAAGUUACUUCUAUUCUAUUUAACAGCACAAACUUCACUACCGAAAAUAUUGAAGUUGAUCAGAAAUACUAUAAAAAUAUAAUCGGUCAAAAUGGUGCCACCUUGAGAGAUAUUAUUUUCAAAUCCGGAGGUGAUCACUUGAGUAUGACUAGACCUAUUAACAUACCUAGAACAGGUGCCAAGGAAACUCAUAUUACUGUACAAGGUCCAAAGGAAUUCGUUAAAAGAGCUAUCACCCAUAUUAAAGAAAUUGUGGCUAAUGCUGAAAAUUCCAUUACCAAAGAAUUAGACAUUGAGUCUGGAAGCCAAGGUGCUUUGAUAGGUCCAGCUGGUACUGUGCGCCGUCAAUUGGAAAGUGAAUUUAAAAUUACUUUACAAAUUCCAAAUAGAGGUGAUACUAAGAGUAAAGUCAAACUGAUUGGUUUACCAGAAAAUAUCGAAAAAGCUGAAAAGAAGAUUUUCACUGAAAUAAUUAAAAAAAACUUUGACUUAGAAGUAAAUGUACCAGCUUCUAUCCAUGAAUUUGUAUCUGAACGUGGUGCUUUUGCUCAAAGUUUGAGAAUUAACCAAUUUGUUAGUGUUAGAUACGGAUCAUAUACAAAGCUAGCAAAUACAUUAAACAACCGUGCUUUAUCAAUCCCAAUUGAUGAUGUAUCCGGUAACGAUGAUGAAAAAUUAAAGUUAACUAUCACUUCUGCUCCUAUCUCUGCUGAUUCUCAGAGAACGGAAAUCAUCCCAUGGAGAAUUAGAUAUGAACCAGUUGAACUUGAAGGUUUGUUAAGCGAUGAUUCUGAGUUCUCUUCUGAUGAAGAAAAGAAGAACCACAUGCUAAAUUUAGCUAAACAACUUAUAGAAAAGAGAAUUAGUUUAGCUCCAACCGCUAACACUGUUGGCUAUAUUUGGGCCAAGGAUACUAGUAAGUUCAACUCUGUUGUUGGACCUGCAGGUACCAGAAUUAUCAAGUUGAGAGAUAUUACUGGUUGUAUUAUUAACAUUCCAAGAAAUUCAGAAAAGAUUAAGAAUGUAAUCUAUGUCAGAGGUACUGAAAGUGAUGUUAAAGCUUGUACCCAAACUAUCAUGGAUCUCUUAAAAUGA